Molecule: messenger RNA, 696 nt
Organism: Geodia barretti
Lineage: Eukaryota; Metazoa; Porifera; Demospongiae; Tetractinellida; Geodiidae
Source: the annotation of a GenBank genome assembly
AUGGAGGCCAAUUACGUCGGUUCGGGCAGGGCCGCAGGAAAGGUCAGGGGGCUGAACGCUCUGUUUGGCGCCCUGCAGGAACGAGCAAAUUCCUUUGAUGCGGUGGCUAUAACUUCUCAAAUCCUUGUUCCUGCCGGUUACCACUCGGACUAUUUCGAGAGCAACGGCGAAAUGGUAAAUCCGUGGGGCGGAGUAGAAGCCAUGCUGACUCAUGCCGUUUCAACCAUUUUCAAUGUGCCUUCUGCUCAUGCCCCCAUGCUGGAAACCCAGGAAAUCGCCAAUGCUGAUCCAGGCAUCGUCGACCCGCGGAUGGCGGCUGAGGGCGUAUCCCUUGCCCUGAUACAGUCCGUAUUGAAGGGUUUGCAACGGAGCCCGAGGAUAGUUUCCGACCUGGAAGGGAUGAACCAUCCCAGCAUAAUUACGGCCGCCGACGUUUCUUGCCUGGUAAUCCCUGACGGCUGCGUGGGGCUGCCGGUUCUGGCAGCUUUGGAGCAAGGAAUACCGGUUAUUUCGGUCAAGGAAAACCGCAACCUCAUGAGGAACAAUCUGGCUGACUUGCCUUGGGCUAAGGGACAACUUAUUCCCGUAGACAACUAUUGGGAAGCAGCCGGAGUCAUUUCAGCUCUCAGAGCGGGCAUUGACCCUGCGGCAGUGCGUCGCCCGAUACCUCUUUCUCCCGUACAUUGGCACCUGUAA